Messenger RNA from Chelmon rostratus (copperband butterflyfish), 1417 nucleotides. RefSeq names its product cyclin-dependent kinase inhibitor 3 (gene cdkn3). The record is from RefSeq and is a predicted model, not a curated record. The transcript has 8 exons. Gene Ontology annotation, biological process: protein dephosphorylation. Gene Ontology annotation, cellular component: nucleus. Lineage: Eukaryota; Metazoa; Chordata; Actinopteri; Chaetodontiformes; Chaetodontidae. Gene Ontology annotation, molecular function: protein tyrosine phosphatase activity. Bases 57 to 686 code for a protein of 209 amino acids.
CAGCUGACGGAGCUGUCAAAACAGUCGGCAGGAGGAGAGCGUGACCGUCUGAAGCCAUGAGGACGAGUGAGUUUGACUCCUCAUCUGAAGAGGAGGAGGUCGGAGAGGAGCAGCUGACUCCCUUCCACAUCUCCUGGUUACCUCUGUCCAUUGUGGAGUGCUCACAGUUUCUCGGGAUAUGUGCACUACCAGGUUGCAAAUACAAAGAUAUCCGCAGGAGUCUGCAAAGAGAUGUUGAGGAGCUGCAGAACCAGGGCGUGCAGGAAGUGUUUGUUUUCUGCACCAGAGGAGAACUUAACAAAUACAGAGUUCCCUCCCUGCUGGAGGUCUACGAGCAGCGAGGCUUCACAGUCCACCACAUGCCCUUCCCAGACGGAGACGCUCCUGAGCUGGAGCAGUGCUGCCAGAUCCUCGAGGAGCUGCAGGUCAGCCUCGAGAACAACAGGAGGACUGUGAUCCACUGCUACGGAGGCCUGGGACGCUCUGCAUUAAUCGCUGCCUGUCUGCUGCUUCAACUCUCUGUAACACUGACGGCGAACAAAGUCAUCGAAAUCCUCAGGGAGCACAGAGGAGGAGGAGCGAUACAAACAGUGAAGCAAUAUAACUUCCUCCACGAGUUUCGGGAGCGGUACACAGCCUACCAAGAGAGCAGAGAGGCGUCGACAGAGCGCUCGGUGUCGCGAUGAUCGCCGCUCUUCAUAUCACGAGCUGUGAAAAUAUUGAUCGCUUUGAACUCAUUUGUCAGAGAUUCUUUCCUUUUUGUGUGUGAUAUAAUUGUAUUCUCUGAUGAUUGCACUUUAACAGAAUACUCUAAUAUAUUGCUGUUUUCAUCCUCAUUAUCAGAUUAAAAACCUAAUGAGGAAAUCCUGCUGCAGAGUUAUUUGUGAGUUUAAAAUGUUGCAUUCAUUUCACAUUUAAAAUAAUGUUGGUAUGUAAAGUCUCCUGCUGCAGCUCUCUAGCUUGAAUAACUAACUUUUGGCAUUUUGGCAUCUUAAUUCCUAGCAGUUAAAAAUACUGAUUUCAUUGCAUCUGUUUCACACGUCAGUCCUGAUAAUUGUGUUGAGCAGCUGUUAUAAAACAACUUGUGUUCUUGGUGAGAUCGUAAAGUGAACAUUUGUUCUGUCUGAUUUUGGCCAUAUUCAUCUUUUAACAUCAUUAGAUUUGAAUUUCUCCAAAGAAGACUUCAGAAAUACCCGAAAUGUCUUGAAUGAAUUUGAUCCUCAGUGGAAAGGUUGGCAGCAAAGUCAAAUUCCUUUAAAACAUUUCAGUCCAUAUUAACAGAGUGGGACAUUUUUAUUUUGAUUCAAAUAAACUCAAGUGGUCAUUUUCUACAUAUGACAAUGAUGGAUCUAAUACAAAAAAUUCAGUUUUAUCUGUGACAAAUGAUCAUCCCUUUCCCUGGUUAAUUUACACAUAU